Messenger RNA from Ciona intestinalis (vase tunicate), 4709 nucleotides. The record is from RefSeq and is a predicted model, not a curated record. NCBI's taxonomy places the organism in Eukaryota, Metazoa, Chordata, Ascidiacea, Phlebobranchia, Cionidae.
UACGCCAUAGGUUUUAUUUAUACUAGCUUUCCUAAUGCCUGGACAUCAAGUCGUAUUUCUAAUUCAUCAAAAUUAUGUGCGAAACACAACUGAAACAGACGGAAAGCGAUGGAAAGCCGACAUAUAUAACGUUGUGUGUAAACUUUUGCUCAAUUUCCAAAGCUCUACUGCACAAGCUCUUAACUGGAAUCUAAAAACUGGUCGAGUUGAGAAUGAAAACGAGCAGUUUAAGUGGGGGUACAAGUUUGUGAAAACUGGUGGCAUUAGAUUUCAUAAUUUAUGUGAUUUCAAGAAACUAACGUACGAGAACUUUGACCUAUUCAAGCAAGAAGUUGACUAUGAUGACGAAGAGGAAAUAGACUACAGUGCUCAUACUUUAGCAGAGAAUCUAAUCACUUUAGCGCAUGAUUUUCACUGGGAUCAGCAAGAAAUUGUUUCCCCAGUAAAACCACUACGUAAAAGAUGCAGCCGAGACAAUGACCAAAUAAGGAAACGACGAAGUAAUGGCAAGUAUCAGGUUGGUUUUGCCGACAACACAACAGGCAGGAACUUUGUGUUCAUUGUUGGCCCUGUCCCAACAACUAAACAACAACUCAGCGACUACUUUGGUUGGAACGUUGACACCGUUACCGAGGCAACCAGGAUUUUAAUGCCGAGUCAUCUUUCUCAACAUUUCCGGGAAAAACAUGACAUUCAGUUAUUUUGGCUUGACACAAACAAGAAGAACACUGUUGAUGUUGAUGUUAGUCAAAAUGGCAAUACAACAGGAUUAUCGGUCAUUGAGGAAUUUCUACAAAACAAUUGUGGAUGUGUUGUACCUGUAUCGUAUCUAAAUGAAACACUCUCUAUUAGCAAACAGGAUUUUGAUGACAAAGAAUCAAUUCUCAACAUAAACCAUCACAAACCGGAAAACAAUUUCUUUAAAUCAGUUUUUCCGACUUCAUUCAAAUUUCGCCACCUUAGAUCGAGAACCAAAGUAAAACAUGAAACAGUUGCUUCAUUCACCAUUCCCGGACAAAGUACUACAGUUAAUGCACUGUGUGUUCCAUACUUUACAUCAAACACACUUUGUGGUCAAAGCACAUCCAUGCAAAAGGAAAAUUUAUCAGAAAAUUCAUCUAAAAAUCAAUCAAAUACAAUUGAACAACUCAACAAGUUAAUUUCACUGGAACUUGUGAAAACUGAAGAUGGUUUGAUCUCUUUAAAAUGUCAUCCCAAGUUUCAAAUAUUAGAAGAACAUAAUUCAAGUGAAAGACAUUUCAGAAUAACUGGGAAACUGCUAACAUCAUCUGUUCCAUUCACAAAGUUAACGGGGCAAGGCAUAAUGUGUAUAUUCUGUGAACCAACCACAGGUUUAAGCGACACAGCGCACACUGUGUAUGCUGUGAAGGAAACUUGUCAAUUUUGCACUAACGGAAAUACUUGUGAAUGCACCAACUUCCACAAACAUGGAUUACUUCAAGUCUUGAGCAGAAACACAGCAACUGUUUCAUGGAUAAGAGAAAGUCAGCAAACUUCCGUUUUCAACUUUGUUCAUCAGUCCUUAAAACAAGACAAUUCAACUGAUGAUGUCAUAAAAAAUCCAACUGAUGAUGUCAUCAAUCUAUCUGAUGAUGUCAUAAAAAAUCCAACUGAUGAUGUCAUCAAUCUAUCUGAUAAUGUCAUAAAAAAUCCAACUGAUGAUGUCAUGAAUCUUAUUCGUUCCAAAUUAAGCACGAUAACAUCAUCCGAAGCUCAUGAAACAGACAAAGAAAGUGAAACUGACAAUAUUAAAAAAGAAGUGAUUGCUGAAGCAUUUGCACCAAGUAUGCUAGAGGUGUGGUAUGAAAGGUCUUCAAAAUCUGAUCACUUCAAAGCGUUCAGUUUAAAUAUGAGGUCAGGACAACCGGUGGAUUCAGGAGACCAACAAUUCAGAAACUCGGUUCUCUCAAAUUUGCAAGAAAUAUACAAGUUUAACCCUCAUGAUGAUAAAGAGCAAUUAACUGGAAAUUCAAAAUCUGUGAAGAAAAGCAUCUGUAAUACAUUGCAAGAUGUAUGCGAUGCCAUGUUGUUUGAAUACAAGGUGUUUCAAGACAAUCAUCCAACCAGUAACGAACAAUGCGUGAAAUAUGCAAAGACCAUUAUGCAACUAUUAAAGGGAUAUUGUGACAAACAAGAUAUUCCCGUUGACAGCGAUGAUGUUGUGAAGAUAUUAAAGAAGAUCUUCAUCCCUGCUUCCAAUAUAAGGAAGAAAAAUGUGGAAGCUGAUGAGAAGACUGCAGAGUGCAAACUACAACUUCUGUUAAGACUUGAAUGGUUGAGUUACAAAUCUUUGAAGUCCGGAUGCAACGCAGAUGAUGAGGCAACUGAAGAGAUCACUCAACUUCUCAGAGCAAUCUCCAUCUCACAGGGAGUGGAAAGAAUGGCAACUUUCCUGCAAGAAUCGAUUGUUGAAAAUUAUGCGAAAACAUGUGGUCGGCUGUUGAACGAAGUGCAUGGAGACCUCAUGUUGAGGAUACCUGAAGUAUUAGAAGAAUACUCAGUGGACAUGAGCAUUGAUGAUAGUUUCUAUGGCCCCUUAUCCAACACAGGGAGUAUUAAGGCACCAAGCACUGGACCUUUCUCUGCACAAAGCUCCGUUAAUAGCCAGUGUUCAAAUGACUCAAGAAGGAAUAAGAAAAAUUUUCGUCCUCGAAGAGUCUCUCACAUGAACCAAAUAACAACGAGACAAAUUGUCAUUCCUGAUUUACAUAAAUCUAAGGAUACCAAAUGGUCAAGAACAAAAAGUGUUGAAAUUCUUCGUUCAAAAUCAACGUCAACCAUUCCAUCGACAAAGAAUUUCUCCCAGCCACAUAAAGCGGAAGAAAAACAAAUUGAAGUCAAAUCUAAACAAGAACAAGGAGUUUCUCAAGAAAUAGUUCGUGUUCGUCGUGACUUAUUCGCUUCCCCUUCAAAAUCUGCUCGGAAAAAGUCGAAUGUUUCAUUAAUUCAACGGAAGGAAAACAAAUCAAACAAAGGAGUUGUUCGUAGAGCUGCCGAGGAGAGACGACUUCGAAGAACCUCCGUCAUUGACACUCCCAUCGCCAAACAAAGACUCACGGCACUAGCGAGGCAGAGUUUAAGGAUGAGGAAGAGCUUCGAAGGAUCGAAUCCAACAUCCGAGGAGAUGGUGGUGGAAGAAUCGCCGAUGAAGAAAGAUGAUCAGGAUCAUGGGGUCGCUCGUAACUUGAAACUAAACAGGAGUCCCCGCCAUUCAAUCAUGUUGACCCGUCGUCAUUCCUUCUAUCGGGACGAUGCGGGGUUCAAAUCCCGCACCGUGGCACGAGCAGAGAUUGUCCAUCAACACAACGAAGCUGCUCCCCCAACUCCCAGUGUUUCCAGAUUCAAAAACUCCACCAGUGAUGCCGCACCAGUUGUCCCGUUUUCACCUGCCAGCUUGCUCUUUAAAUACACGAGCUCAGGGCAAAGGAAAAUGGAACGUAAAUGCGUGACUGAACAACCACAAAGAACAAGGCGGAGAUUGCAACUUGUACCAACUACAUUAGAUGCAGAAGAGUUGAAACCAAUUGCUAAAAACCUUUUUGCGACCAACCUAAGCCCUGAGAAACCAUCCGUUCCAACCACUAUAUCAUCUGCUUCUAUAUCUGAUUUAAUAUCCUCACCUUUAGUGAUUAAAAACCAUAAGCAACCAUCUAAAGUAGUUGAUGCUACCACAGCCACUACCAUCACACCAGCCAUUCCAACACCAUUUGCAGCUUAUCAAGAAAACACCAUUGAUGACGUAUUUUCAUCACCAGUUAAACUACCACCCCAGAAAACACCACACAAAGAGCCAGUAUCAUGUGUUCAAAACCCUUCCAAUGUUUCUGAAACCAUGACCCCCCCAAACAAGCGAAUACAACGACGUUCUCCACGAACUUUUCAAAAUGUUUCUCCCACCGCAACAAAAAUGACGGGACCAAUCGAUAGUUUUGUUAUCCGCACGCCUACAUCAUGCAAGAAACCUCAAAGUAGAUGCCCACCCCCACCUUCACUACUGAAACGUAAACCCUCCCCUAUCGGUGACCACAUACAGAAAUGGCCGCGGAAAAAGCGACUUAACUCAUCUCCAAACAAUCCACCGAAGAGAAUCCGGAAAGAAAAACUUGAGAAAAUUUUCGACUUUGAUUUAGAUACUUCACAAAUACACCCUACCGACAAAGAAUUUCCCAACACAACAGAAAUUCACCACACACCUGUUAAAUCACCUAUAGACAGUCCUGACGGAGUCUAUAUUAUAUCAGGCACUGACAACCAGCAGAUGAUCAGAAGAUUUCCAAUGAACUCAGUUUCGAAUGUGGAUCAGAAUGAACAUCUAAUCCACCCGAACCCCAGCCCAUGCAAACGUGCAGUAACUCGUAGAACACCAAGCAAAUUUCUAACAAACUAUGAAGAUAUUGGUGUUAGACCUUUUGAAGAUCUUCCACUUUUAAACAGACGCAUGUCACCUCGUAAAAGACUUGGUAGCACGUUAUUUCACGCAAAAAUCGGUUCCCCUUUAUCGUCUAAAAGCAUCCCAAUGAUGUUACUUCACGAUGAUGUGGAUUCUUCAUAAAUAUGCUCGUUAUGAGUUGUUUCAAUUAUUUAUAUUCAACGUUUUUGAUUAUUUGUGAGUAAGAUAUUUUUGUAUUUGUUUUGUAGUGCUCAGAGUGCAAGAGAGAUUUUAAUGUGUUAAUACAAAAAUGAUAUUA